AGUCCAGCUCCCCAUGUCGCAUCGAGACGAAGCCUUUCGUUUAGAUUAUUCUCCCCAAAGUUUCUUCCGGCCUCUCCUCCACCCCCACCUCCGCCUCGCCCUGCUGCUUCCCUUCUUCCGCCUCCGCCUCCACUCCACCUCCGCCUCCGCGCCCUUCCGACCUCCCAGUCCUCCUCAUCUCGCGAUUGGCGAAUUAUAGGGUUUCGCGGCGGCCACCCGGAUCCAGCUCGGCUUGGUGAGCGCCUCCAAAGCUUCGGAUCGCGAGAGGGCGCUGUGCUCACUCGCUGUUCCGCCGCCGCCGCGACGACGACGACGAGCUUCUGUGCGCCUGUGCCUGGGUUCGGAGCCCCCGUCGCCCCUCCGCUGGCCACCGGAUACCAGCUCAUGAUGUGGAAAUCUCAGCUCUAAAUCCGCUUAGGUUGUGAUACCGUGACAGUGUGGGACUGACAUAAUUGUCACUGUGCAAGAUGUUUUGGCACGUGCCAGGAUUCUCCGCUGCAUCACCUGUGGAUACUAUUUUGGACAAGGAAAAUUUUAAGUUGGAGGAUCUUCUUGAUGAGGAUGAAAUAAUUCAGGAGUGCAAAGCACUGAAUACCCGCUUAAUCAAUUUUUUGCGGGAUAAGGUUCAAGUGGAGCAAUUGCUCCGCUACAUUGUAGAGGAGGCUCCUGAAGAUGCAGAAAAGAAACGGAUAUUUAGUACCACUGUGCAGAUUUCCAUUUAUAGCUUGUGAAAUAUUUACAUGUGACGUGGAUGUCAUCAUGAAGACAUUAGUGGAGGAUGAAGAUCUUAUGAAUUUGCUUUUCUCCUUCCUAAAACCUGACCACCCUCAUGGGACAUUGUUGGCUGGUUACUUUGCUAAGGUAGUAAUUUGUUUGGCGAUGAGGAAGACACUUCAACUAGUUCAUUAUGUGCAGGGCCAUCCUGAAAUAGUUAGCCAGCUUGUUGAUCUUAUUGGGAUUACUUCUAUCAUGGAGGUUUUGAUUCGCUUAAUCGGUGCAGAUGAAACUAUGUAUUCAAGCCAUGCAGAUUCUAUGCAAUGGUUAGAUGACAUACAAGUCCUUGAGAUGAUUGUUGACAAGUUCAGCACAUCAGAUUCUGCUGAGGUUCACGCAAAUGCUGCUGAAAUCCUUUGUGCAGUAACCAGAUACGCCCCUCCAGCACUUGCUGCAAAGAUUUCCAGUCCAAGCUUCGUAGGGAGGUUAUUUCAACAUGCUUUUGAAGAUUCAAGGCCUAAAUCGGUGCUGGUCCACUCAUUAUCAGUGUGCAUAUCUUUGUUAGAUCCUAAGAGACUUGUAUCGGCUUCCUACCAAGCUUUCCGUAGCCAGUUGAGCCAUGGAACACUUGUCACUGCAAGUCCAGAGACAGUAAAUGGCAUGCUGGAUAGCCUAGGGGAUUUGUUGAAGCUGCUGGAUGUUUCAUCUGCCGAAAAUGUUCUGCCAACAACAUAUGGAAGCUUACAACCUCCACUCGGGAAACAUCGCUUAAAGAUUGUUGAGUUCAUCUCUGUUCUACUAUCAAUUGGUAGUGAAGUUGCCGAAACGCGACUGAUUCAACUAGGAGCAAUCCAGCACGCUAUAGAUCUAUUUUUUGAGUACCCGUUUAACAACUUCUUGCACCACCAUGUCGAGAAUAUCAUUGGGUCAUGUCUGGAGAGUAAGCAGGAUCACCUGAUUGGCCAUGUCCUUGAUGAGUGUAAACUUGUUACAAGAAUUCUGGAAGCGGAGAAGAACUCUGCUCUGUCGUCAGAUUUAACUAAGCAUACAUUGUCUACAGAGGGAAGAUGUCCACCAAGGAUAGGAAUUGUUGGUCAUAUGACACGAAUAGCUAACAAGCUCCUUCAGCUGGCCAAUACCAACAUCAUGGUCCAAUCAUAUUUGCAGCAAAAUUCUGAUUGGAUUGAGUGGCACACCAGUACCCUAACGAAGCGUAAUGCAUUAGAAAAUGUUUACCAGUGGGCAUGUGGUCGACCAACAUCACUACAGGAUCGUGGUAGGGAUAGUGAUGAUGAAGACUUCCGAGAUAGGGACUACGAUGUGGCUGCACUUGCUAGUAAUUUAAGCCAGGCAUUUAAAUAUGGUAUCUACAGUAACGAUGACAUUGACGAGGCUCAAGCAUCACUUGAGCGGGAUGAUGAGGAUGUAUAUUUUGAUGAUGAAUCUGCAGAGGUAGUAAUCUCCUCCCUUCGCCUUGGAGACGACCAAGAAAGUGGCUCGCUCUUUACAAAUUCCAACUGGUUUGCAUUUGACGAGGACAAGGCACUGAAUGAUGGUUUGGUUAGCCCAGAAGCUUCCCCAUCUCCAAAUUCAGAAAUAUCCGCACUAAAAGAGGAUGAUGAAGUCAUUCUUGGCGAAGUAAUAGAUGACACAGAAGGUUCUGAACCAACUCUACCAGUCUCCAACAAAGACGCAAACGAAGAGUCUGGUCACACCGUCUUGGCAAAUGGUACCAUUGACAAACAGGAAGAUGAUAUCAGGCCACUGACUCCGGAUGUAAAAGAGAGUCAACCCGAGUUUGUGGAAUGGAAGGAGGAAGAAGCUGAACCUGGUGAUGUUGCUGAGAAGGAUACUGCAGUUCCUGGUAUUGAGGUUGAAAGUGAGAAGCAGCUGAAUUCCAUGGACGAUGUUAUGCUUUGUGAUGCCGAGUUAGGAGAGGAAAAGAAGAGUGGUGGUAUGCUUGGAUCUUCAGCACCUGAGGCAGAAGCAGCAUCGCCUGUUUCAUCUGACAUCGAUUCAAUCAAGCACCCGGAACAAGCUGCUGACAGUGCUGUAUCAGAGUAUCCAAUGGGCGAACAAAAUCCUGAGAUAUGAAAUGAAUUUGAGGGCAGCAGAGUUCCGCUCACGUGAUGGCGGAUGAUGAUGGACGUGCAGGAAGCACUUGGAACUGGUUGGACCAUUACUGUACAAGCAGUUUGAGGAUCAUGUGUGGGUUUUCUGUUCUACUCUCUUGGAGGAAGGUGGUCCCGGAACAUGCAUCUGAUGGAGCCUCAAAGGUUCCACUUAGUCUCAUGGAGAUGCUUAGGUUCGAUGUGUAACAUAUUCAUGGAGACGCAAAAUUCAGAAAGUUGACUUCCCUGCCCUUUUCCUUAAUCAGUGGGGUUCUGGUUGUGUCACUCUGGUAAAUAGCCGAUAAUUGAAUAGGUGAUAUCUGGUCUGGCUACAUGUCCAUUACUGUAGUUGGUGCUAUUUGUACGAAAGUUUUGGCUCAAAUGCAGUCAGUUGAUUCUUGUCAUAUUUAGAACUUGUUUGAAAUUUGUGUAAACGAAAAAAAUAUAGCUUCUAUUUUUCCCAGGUGCUUGGUGCUUAAUUCAUCUGUUAUAAAUAUAGAUUUUAUUUUCCCCU
Messenger RNA from Zea mays, 3339 nucleotides. Its product is annotated as SIT4 phosphatase-associated family protein. Gene Ontology annotation, molecular function: protein phosphatase regulator activity; protein phosphatase binding. NCBI's taxonomy places the organism in Eukaryota, Viridiplantae, Streptophyta, Magnoliopsida, Poales, Poaceae. The record is from RefSeq and is a predicted model, not a curated record. The transcript has 20 exons. Bases 673 to 2808 code for a protein of 711 amino acids.